Molecule: messenger RNA, 2167 nt
Organism: Centropristis striata (black sea bass)
Lineage: Eukaryota; Metazoa; Chordata; Actinopteri; Perciformes; Serranidae
Gene: stx4
Product: syntaxin 4
Exons: 10
Coding region: 180-1073 (297 amino acids)
Biological process (GO): exocytosis; vesicle fusion; intracellular protein transport
Cellular component (GO): plasma membrane; endomembrane system; SNARE complex
Molecular function (GO): SNARE binding; SNAP receptor activity
Source: RefSeq, a predicted model, not a curated record
AGUCACUGUUUAGCUGUCCAGCAGAAGAAGAUGGUCUGUCUGUAGUUUACAUGUUGAAUGACAGCAGAUCAAAGUUUACACUUUAUUAAAGUUUAUUUCUCUGCUUGGGAACGACUCAACACUCUUCGGCGCGGAGUCGCAGCGUUUCUGACCCUUGACCGGCCGCUCCGCCCUGAAAAAUGCGGGAUCGAACGAAAGAAUUAGGAAAUAAUGCAGAAGCUUCAGAUGAAGACGAUGAGGCCAAAGCCCUCAUGAUCAAACCGGGAACCUCUUCAGCCAAAGAGGAGAAGGAGAAUGAAGCCUUCUUUAAAAAGGUGCAAGAGAUCCACGAGGGUCUGCAGAACCUCAGGGCGACUGUUUCCAAACUCGAGAACCAACAGAAGAAGGUUCUCGGCGUGGCGCUGCCCGAGGAGAGUAUGAAGAAAGAGCUGCAGACUCUUCGAGACGAGAUCAAAACGUUGGCGACUCAGAUUCAGAAGAAGCUGAAGAGUAUUGAGCCGAAGAAAGGAGAGGAUGAUGGGAAAUACAUCCCCAUCAACACUCGGAUGCAGCGAACGCAGCACGGCGUUCUGUCCAAGGAGUUCGUGGAGCUGAUGGGUCACUGUAACACCAUCCAGGGUCAGUACCGAGACCGCAACGUGGAGCGGAUCCAGAGGCAGCUCAAGAUCACUGGGACCAACGUGGCGGACGAGGAGCUGGAUAAGAUGCUGGAGAGCGGACAGACGGACGUUUUUACACAAAACAUCCUGAGUGACGCUCAGGCGACGAAGCAGGCGCUGAACGAGAUCGAGUCGCGGCACGACGAGAUCCUGAAGUUGGAGCGGAGCAUCAGAGACCUGCACGACAUGUUCCAGUACCUGGCCAUGGAGGUGGAGGCUCAGGGAGAGAUGGUGAACCGCAUCGAAGCCAACAUCAACAUGUCGACCAACUACGUGGAGAAAGCAAAAGAAAACACAAAGAAAGCCGUCACGUACCAGCAGAAAGCACGCAAGAAGAAGGUGUGGAUGGCGGUCUGUCUGGCCAUCGUGCUGCUCAUCCUCAUCAUCUCUCUGGUGAGCGCCUUCGGGACCUGAAGAGUCGACUCUGUAAAAACUUUCAUGUAAAUAAUUUCAGCCCGCAGGAUGAACAGGUGACCUGUCAGUCAUUGUCCCUCUGCUUCAGUCUCAUUACACGUUACUGCUCCUCCUCUAACCUCCGCCUGUCUCCUGUCCUCUAACGGGCCUUUUUUAUUUUUAUUUUAAUGCUUUUUAACUCACAAUCAACUACAAUCUCUCUGCUGGUGCUGCUGUUCCCCGUCACAAACCCCAGGAUGGUUUGUGAGCUGUUACAUUAACGUCCCGCCCUCCUACAGUCCAAAAAAAAUUGAAAAAAGAACAAAAGAGGAACUAAGUGGCCUUGAGGAAAGCACAACGCAGUAUUGGAACUGAUCUUACUGUACUCAGGAAACUGUGCGUUUUGAGGCGUAAAUAACAGUUUUAAUAGAGUAGAGAUUUUUUUCUUUUAUAGGCAAAUAGACUAAUAUAAUUGUACAUAUAUAACCUGUAUGGCUGGCUGACAUCUUUAUGAUUUUUAAAACUUGAAAGUUUCAAACUGCCUACAUGUAACAAGUGUAAAUACAGAUUUUUUGUUUUUUUGUGAGCCCCGACCUUUUUACUGAGCGCAGAAUAAAAGGUUCUAUUUGUGUUGCCAGUUUGUAUUUAUGGUUUCUUCUCUGUGACGUUAACAUUAAGAAGGGACGAGUGGUUUUAGUCCUUUAUUUUCCUUCACCUGUUUGUCACAUCGUGAUCGUGUUUUUUUUUAGUUUAAUUCUGCAAAGAAAUCCUUUAAAGAGACAAAUGGUUCCUGCUGUGCUCCACAAUGUGACGAAUCUGUAAAGAAAAAUAAAACCUGUUGGUUUAAAGAGCGGAGACUCUAAUAUUACGGCUGUUUGCAUCACUCGUGUAUUUUAAUAUAGAUUUGUUUUUAAAUAAAAUACUGCCACGGUCUAUUAUUCUGUCUGUCUGGUGUCAUUAACUGUUUAUUUCUCACAUAUUUGGUUUGUACAAGGUGUUGAAAGUUGAUUUAUUUUUAUUUUUUUUACCUGACUGAAUUCUUGAUUUUAUCUACAAGAACUGAAUGUAAAUCAACAUCUUGCAUUGUUGAAAUUAAACGAUUCAGUCUGCACGUU